AUGUCCGCUUCCUCAACCAAACCCACACCAACGACACCAACUCCUAAGAGGACUUCAGGCAGAGUAACCUUCUCAAUACCCAUAGAUUCCUCCCGGACGCCUGAAUUAACAAUUUCGACUACUCCACAAAAUACACGAAAAGUAUCAACAAGACACACUUCAGGCAUUAAUGGGUCUUCGUCUGAUUGGAAAGACACUAGAAGUUUAGUAUUAUCUCCACCUACAGUCAGAAUAAAAGUUAAAACGACAGACAAAAACGAGUCCUCAGACUCUAAAGACGCUACUGUCGGAUCCUAUUCAACGUCUUCAAUGCCAUCGUCAACAACUCGCCGUCGCCCAGGUCGACCGCGCAAGGCCUCUCCUCCAUCCACUCCUCAACCCAUUUCAACAACAGACUCGUUAUUGGGAAAGAGGCGUAGAUCAGCACAAGAUCAAAAGUCAGGGUCAACAUCUGUUGCACGCUCCGAUCCUACCCAAAAUUCGCCUGGCCGAAAGAAGUUGAAGAGAUCGUUGCCAGUAAACAAACCGUCUGACGAGAUAGCAAGCGUCGAUAAGAGAGAGCUGUCUUCAUUGGAGAAAUUGAGAUUGAAGGCGAUGCAAGAGAAGGAAAAUGAUCUUGUGAAAGUGGUGGAGAGACAUGAAGCGCUGGUUAGGGAGUUGUUCUUUAUGGAGAGUAGAAAUGCUGCGAUGACUGAUCUUGAUCCUCAGAAGUUGAAAUUGGAGAAUAAUGAACAUGUUAUGAAG
Molecule: messenger RNA, 744 nt
Organism: Paraglomus occultum
Lineage: Eukaryota; Fungi; Glomeromycota; Glomeromycetes; Paraglomerales; Paraglomeraceae
Source: the annotation of a GenBank genome assembly